AUGGACAUCGGUAAACGAGCAGUGGUGGCAGAUGCACUUUAUUUUGUAAACUACUAUGUAUUCUAUGUGAAGGCCUUCUUACAAGCCUACAACCAAUUUUCACAAACCAUAAAGGUCGACUUAAUCUUCAUACCACUAUCGCAAACUUGA
Messenger RNA from Spodoptera exigua (beet armyworm), 150 nucleotides. Lineage: Eukaryota; Metazoa; Arthropoda; Insecta; Lepidoptera; Noctuidae. The record is from the annotation of a GenBank genome assembly.